CCAAUCACAUCCUGCGUUCUAUACUACUUCGGCUCACUUGCAAAUAUGGCGUCUUCCUCAGCAAUCGAUUACGAAAUGAUAUGUGCGAAAUUUAACAUCGACGAAUUGAAAGAAUUUCAGAAAGACACGAUUUCAAAUUUAGUGAAAGGAAGAGAUGUGUUUUUGUCCGUAAAGACUGGAGGUGGGAAAAGUCUUUGUUAUCAGACAUUUGGUGUCAUAUGGCGUCAGCUUCAUGAUGAAAACUGUCAAGUGCUUGUGGUAACGCCACUUAUUUCGAUUAUGAAAGAACAGUUUCAAUAUCUCAGUUCGCUUAGAUUUACAGCCACAUAUAUUGGAAAGGAUGAAGAUGUUAUAUGUUUGGAAGAGAGGUUCGACUUCUUGUUUUCCUCUCCAGAAAACAUAUUAGGUGUCUCAGCUUAUAGAGAUAUGUUAAGCAGAAAUGAGAGCAUCAAGUUGUUGGUAGUGGAUGAGACCCACAAUGUUUUACACUGUGGAGAAUCUGAUGCAGGUGAAGCUCCAUUUCGAGCUUGGUAUGGUAAGCUUGGUGAAGCUCGUUCUUUGAAUGCAAUGCAAAGCAAUGCAAAAAUGUUGACCAAGACAUGCGUGACUAUAUUUCCAAUGAAACUACUUGUCGAAGACAAGUUAUAUUAA
Molecule: messenger RNA, 651 nt
Organism: Mercenaria mercenaria
Lineage: Eukaryota; Metazoa; Mollusca; Bivalvia; Venerida; Veneridae
Product: probable ATP-dependent DNA helicase RecS
Exons: 2
Coding region: 46-651 (201 amino acids)
Biological process (GO): double-strand break repair via homologous recombination
Cellular component (GO): cytoplasm; nucleus; chromosome
Molecular function (GO): ATP binding; nucleic acid binding; four-way junction helicase activity
Source: RefSeq, a predicted model, not a curated record